UUCUCAGCAAGGGGACCGACUGCUGGCGGGUGAACUGCGUUGAAACUGGCAAAGAUUUCUGCUCAGAAACACAACUGCUUUUGGCGUAUAACUGGUGAUUUGCCGUUGUUGGAUGCUUCUUUUCGUGCUAGGAGGCUCAAGAUUUCUAUCGCUGGACUUCUCAGCCUGCUGAUAGGACCUCACGUGAAUUUGAUUCCACGAGUAAUUUCAUAUUUAAGAAGUUAGCAAACAAGGCCGCAGAUGUGAAUAUCUGCAGUUUAUUUUGAACUAAUACCCACUUGGCGGAUAAUACCCCUAUCCUCUCUCGUUUGACGGCUGACUGAAAUUUUCAAAGUUCAAGAAGAUUCCUGGUGGUCGGGCUAAAGAUCGGAGGCAAGUGGAAACGCGUAUUUUCAGUAAAUGACUCACUAUGACCUUCUCGUGACGGACCGGCUCUCCGUACAGUGGGUCCCCUCUGUUAUUCACCGUCUGCAUUAUAACUUUUGUGUGUUUGGGGGGAUUUCCGCACGGAAAGGAAUAGCCUUCUGGCAGGACUCCUAUGACCAUGUUGCUAUCGCGCUUGUUUUGUGAACUUUGAUUGCCUAUGAGUAUUUGUAAACUACACGUUAAAAGAGCAUUAGGACACUCGUGAAGACGUGUCUGAUUAUAGGCAAUUGGACACUUUUUCCAUAUCUCUAGGAACUGUGAAGCGCCUCUCUGCUCAUCUUGUUUUCUCAAGACGUCAGAACGGAUCCCUAUCUCCUCCCCGAGCAACGGAGUCAGGCUAUAUCGGUUGUUUAACCAAAGUGUUGUAGGAUAGCAUGGCAAUGGUAGUAAACCAGUGGCAAGAGAACAUUUCGGCCGAUCCCGGGUCUCAACUCCAGAUUUGCAGUCAGGAGCCCGGUGGAACGCCGGGAACACCGUCUGGUUCCACUCCGGGGAACGAUGCACUUUCUGGGGACAAAAUUCCCAAUGUGGACUGCAUGGUGUGUGGAGACAAGUCCAGUGGUAAACAUUACGGCCAGUUCACAUGCGAGGGUUGCAAGAGCUUCUUCAAGCGCUCGGUGCGAAGGAACCUGACGUACACAUGUCGGGGAAAUCGUGAUUGUCCUAUCGACCAACAUCACCGAAAUCAGUGCCAGUAUUGUCGCCUGAAGAAGUGCUUGAAAGUCGGCAUGAGGAGAGAAGCCGUCCAGAGGGGCCGUAUGUCCAACUCCCAGACCAGCCCUGGGCAGUACCUGACCAAUGGCAGCGAUCCUUACAACGGUCAGCCCUACUUGUCCGGCUUCAUCUCGCUGCUGUUGAGGGCCGAGCCGUACCCCACGUCUCGCUACGGGGCCCAGUGCAUGCAGUCCAACAACCUGAUGGGCAUUGAGAACAUCUGCGAGCUGGCCGCCAGGCUGCUCUUCAGUGCUGUGGAGUGGGCCAAGAACAUCCCCUUCUUCCCUGACCUGCAACUCAUGGACCAGGUGGCGCUGUUGCGCAUGUCAUGGAGCGAGCUGUUUGUGCUGAAUGCUGCCCAGUGCUCCAUGCCCCUGCACGUGGCGCCCCUCCUGGCCGCAGCCGGCCUGCACGCCUCCCCCAUGUCUGCCGAGCGCGUGGUGGCUUUCAUGGACCACAUCCGUGUCUUCCAGGAGCAAGUGGAGAAGCUAAAGGUCCUGCAGGUGGACACAGCCGAGUACUCCUGCCUCAAAUCCAUCGUGCUCUUCACCUCUGAUGCCAUGGGUCUGUCCGACGUGGCCCAUGUGGAGAGCAUCCAGGAGAAGUCUCAGUGUGCGCUGGAGGAGUAUGUGCGUAACCAGUACCCGAGCCAGCCCAACCGCUUCGGCCGCCUGCUGCUGCGGCUGCCCUCGCUGCGCAUCGUCUCCUCGCCAGUCAUCGAGCAGCUAUUCUUCGUGCGCCUGGUGGGCAAGACGCCCAUCGAGACCCUCCUGCGGGACAUGCUCCUGUCCGGCUCCAGCUACAACUGGCCCUACAUGCCCGCCGUCCAGCGCGACCGCCCCCUCGCCCUGCAUUACAACGAGAACGGCCCUUGAUCUGCCCCCUGUAGGGUGAGACGGGGAUGCGGGCGGUCAGCAGCUUUCUGACUGACCUCCUAAACCACCCCCCAGCCCCAGGCCCCCAAGCGCUUCUUCACAUUGCCAGGGCUGACCUGACUGAUGGACAGUUUGAGACCCGUAUGGGCCUGUUCUGAUGCAACCCAGAGCGACCCAAACUGAUUCUGUGCUGUCGCUUGGGGAACGAACCUUGAUCCUUCACUGAAGUCCGUCAGACUCUCAUUGCUUGUGUUGUUUUUUUUUAUAAAUAGUCACUUGAUGCCAGUCCCUGCACAAGGGGACGCAGAUUUCAGAGGAGCUGGCAGAAGGGCUUUGUGCUGUUACUGAAGAGGCCCGAUUCUUGAAACUCUUUUGCGAAUGAACCAGAAGCCAUUAAAAGUACCAAUGCCAAAACUCUUUUUUUUUUCUUUUUUUGUAAACAAGGACAUUCAGAGAGAAUAAUCUCAUUGUCUGUUUGGGGGCCUUCAUGAAAAUGCUCAGCUAGAUUUUUUUUUUUUCAAACUGAAACUCAAGAUUGUGUCCAUAUGUGUGGUGUACUACUCUGUGCAGCUAGGGCAAACAGUGUGAUCACAGCAGCUGAGGUUGGA
Molecule: messenger RNA, 2623 nt
Organism: Alosa alosa (allis shad)
Lineage: Eukaryota; Metazoa; Chordata; Actinopteri; Clupeiformes; Clupeidae
Gene: nr2f5
Product: nuclear receptor subfamily 2, group F, member 5
Exons: 4
Coding region: 801-2015 (404 amino acids)
Biological process (GO): anatomical structure development; regulation of transcription by RNA polymerase II; cell differentiation
Molecular function (GO): nuclear receptor activity; RNA polymerase II cis-regulatory region sequence-specific DNA binding; zinc ion binding
Source: RefSeq, a predicted model, not a curated record